Messenger RNA from Trachymyrmex cornetzi, 559 nucleotides. RefSeq lists its product as uncharacterized. The transcript has 2 exons. NCBI's taxonomy places the organism in Eukaryota, Metazoa, Arthropoda, Insecta, Hymenoptera, Formicidae. The annotation marks the transcript as partial. The record is from RefSeq and is a predicted model, not a curated record.
AUUUAGAAAUAUUUGUAUUCGGCACCCUGGAAAUACUCAUGAUGCUGCAGUUUUCAAAGAUUCCAAUUUAUACAGAAAUGCUAAAAAUAUUAUUCCACAGAGUACGCGAAAUAUUAAUGGCUUAGAAGUACCGUAUUUAAUCGUCGGAGAUCCAGCGUACCCACUUUUGCCAUGGGUAAUAAAGAGUUAUUCAGGGACAGUUACAGCCGAACAGGAGUCAUUCAAUGUUCAUCUAAAUUCAGCGAGGGUUAAAAUAGAAAUGUCAUUUGGUCAAUUGAAAGGACGUUGGAGGAUACUUCUAAAAAGGAUUGAUAUUAAUUACUCGUUCGUUCCAAACAUUACAAGUGCUUGUUGCAUUUUGCACAAUUUAUUGGUAGCUAAAAAUGAAGAAUUUGUUCAACAAUGGCUCAAUGAGGUGACUGAAGCACAAGUAAUAUAUCAACAGCCAAUAGAUAGAAGCAAUCGGGAUCGUGACGAUAUCACUGGAUCAAUCAUUCGUCAACAUUUAACAGACUAUCUAGCGGCGAACUACCCCCUGCGUAGAAGUGUAUUACGAUAA